Messenger RNA from Lytechinus variegatus (green sea urchin), 2643 nucleotides. RefSeq names its product ankyrin-3-like. Gene Ontology annotation, molecular function: protein binding. The transcript has 9 exons. The record is from RefSeq and is a predicted model, not a curated record. Lineage: Eukaryota; Metazoa; Echinodermata; Echinoidea; Temnopleuroida; Toxopneustidae. Gene Ontology annotation, cellular component: ciliary inversin compartment. Bases 536 to 1570 code for a protein of 344 amino acids. Gene Ontology annotation, biological process: protein localization to ciliary inversin compartment.
CAGUUUGUUUGGAGUUGGACUUGGUCUUGGAUUUGGAAGUUGGAACGCAGCAACAGUGCCAACAGUCACGCCUUUGGCUUUGCCUUGGCUCUGCCGAAGCCGUUUGACAUAAAAAGGUCGUCGUCGGCAACCCUUCAACUUACUGUUUAUAAAAUAAGGUCUAACAAAGUUAGGCAUAGCCAUCCCUAGACAGGAAUGACCGUAGUUAAAUUAGGAGCUGAUCUUACUCAAGUGAAGUAGAUCUAACGUUAGACAGGAAUAACCGUCGUUUCUGGGGAUUUAUUGAACAAUUUCUGACAUUUUACUGUAAUCCCCAUUCACCGACGGUAAAGUGUGCGCGUGGGCUCGCAUUUGUUAUAACACCAGCACUUUUGUCAAUCCAGAGUCCAAACUUUGGGACUAUAUUACACAUCUAUGUAUGGUGAGUGGAGCCAACGUAGUUCAGCAGAACAACCAAAAUACAGAGACUGAAGCUUUUGGUCUAAUCUAACGUUAGAGUCCUUGACUUGAGCCGAUAUUGAAAUUGUGCACCGAAAUGGAAGAAAAUGUAGAGAAGGCUUUCGGGAAGCUGACAGAGUUCAUCUGCAAUACAACACAUUACAUUCAACCAACUUACGAUGCGGCGAUGUUGGAAAUGAAUCAUAUACUUUCUUCAAUUGACUUGGAUAAACUGAAGGAAGAGUGGAUUGCCAUUGGAAAACGAAGCAUUCAACUCGCAGUUGCAGCUGCUGAUGGCAUACUGAAAGAACUUCCAAGGCUACAGGAGAAUGUCAUGUAUUGGUUGCAGGAGAUCAUGGAGAAAGGAGAACAGCUUUCAAGGGAUGUUAGCAGCAGAACCAUGUGGACAGCAUUUUUACUCACUAUUGCUUUCAUCUGGAUCAUUUCUCCAAGAAAUGAUAGGGGCAAGAUGAAAAAGGAGUUGGGCAGAGAUAUAGAAGACCAUAUGAUUCUCAGCCUCUUAAAUCUUGCAAAGGCCUCCUAUGUGAAAGCAAAUGCUAAAGAAGUGAUGGACAUUGUAGAUGUACUUCACGUUGAUCCAAAUUACUCAGUUUCCGAAGACAAGAUGACACUCUUUCUGUGUGCUUGCCUUGGAGGAAGUACAAGCCUUGUAAACUAUUUUCUGAAAAGAGGGGGUGAUGUUACAAGCAGAAACGUCCAUGGUGAUAGUUGUCUUCAUCUAGCUGUGUUCUCUACAUCAGGAUCAAGACAUCCUACCAAACGACUGGUGGAGAUUCUCCUUAAAAAUGGGGCAGAUCCAAAUUGCCAGAACACCAAAGGAGACACCCCCUUGCACAUUGCAGGCAUGACUAACGAUACAGACAUGAUCCAGCUUCUCAUGCUGUAUGGUGCAAAUCCUUCAAUCAGCAACUUUGAUGGCAUUCUACCAAUUCACAUUGCAGCAAAUGCAGGUUACAUGUCAGCUGCCAAGCUUCUGAUGGUUAAACUUGAGAACAACAAUGAAUGGAAAGAAGGGGAUACCCCUCCCAAAGUCACAAUUGGUCUCCUUAGUCCAGAGAAAGCUCACCUUGUCCUGUCCUCCAGGCCAAGAAAGAUUGCCUACUCUACCUGAAUAUCACUUCGAAAGAAUGCCGCAGUGGAAUAAUGGCCCUAACUCUUGGAAGUUUUUGAAAUGUCACUUGAAGGACCAAGUUCAUGAAACUUGGGACAUAAGGGUAAUCAAGUACAGAACUACUGAAUAUCCUGUAAUGAAGUAUUUAAUCACUAUUUCAGGUGACUAGGCAAACUAUCACUUUCUCGGCAAGCUGGAUAUACUCGCUAUCUUUCAUCAACUUCGCUUCGGAAAGAUAGCUACAUCCAGCUUGCGUCAAAAGUGAUAGUUUGCCGAUCACCUUCACCAACGGUGAUUAUUUGCUCAUUGAUAUUUUCUUGAUGCCAUAUUAGAGUACAUAGAAUGAAUAUGAUCUUUUAUUAUGACUUCAUGAUGAUUUUCAUAUAAAUUUGUUACGUAGUGCAUGUAUACAGAAAACAUAUUUAUUCAAAGUUUAUCAUUCAUAUUUAUAUGUACGUGUAAAAUGAUGCCAUUGUAUGCUUUUUCAAGACUUCAUUAGAAUUUUCGUGUAAUAUUGGUAACAUAGAUAUGUUCUUAUAUAGAAAAAAAUAUUUAUUCUAAGUUUAUCGUUUAUAUCUAAGGUGAUUGAAAGUUAAUAUUGUCUUGAUGACACAGAAGAGUAUAAAAGUAUGAAUAUAAUGUUAUGUACAGUAUAUUACACAUAUAUUACAUGAUUACCUUCACCAACGGUGAUUAUUUGCUUAUUAAUAUUUUCUUCUUGCCAUGUUGGUGUACAUAGUAAUCUGAAUAUGUUCUUUUAUUAUGACUUCAUGAUAAAUUUGUUACAUGGUGUAUAUAUGUACAUAGAAAACAGAUUUGUUCAAAGUUUAUCAUUUAUAUUUAAAUAUACAUGUAAGUUGAUGCCAUUGUAUGUUUUUAUCAAGACUUCAUGAGCAUUUUCAUGAAAUAUUGUUACAUAGUCUAUGUAUGUAUGUAUAUAUAACAAAAUAUUUAUUCAAAGUUUAUCUUUUAUAUCUAAGGUGAUUGAAAGUUAAAGGGGAUUCCAAACCAAAUAAAAAUUUAUUUUUAGAGGAAAAGAAAAAUCAGAUCAGUUGAUAGGUGAAAGUUUGAAU